AACAGACAGACCAGAGACCAACGGAACUUUCAGCGCGUGGGGUGAUAACAUGUUCAAGGACUGGGAUUUCUGGUGUGGAAAUGUAAUCACAACAGUAACGCGACACGGAGCAGAUUAGAACUAGGCUACCACUUUAACAGUGUGUUCCUCGAGGCCCAGGAUCCAUACAGAGUACAGAAUGAGUGCCUUCCUGGGAGUGUUAGUGGUAACGUUAAUUGUCUCAGGUGAUGGAGCGACUAUGUCAGAAGACAGUGUCCUUUUGCCAUGCGCCUGCGCAGAGAGAAAUUUGCACGAGGAGUUUAAGUGGCAGAUGGAAUCUCCAAACAAGAUACUGGUCCUCAAAUACAACAACACCACUCCAAACGUCAAUCCCAGUUACAUGGGCAGGGCCAAGAUAUUUCUGCCUGAGCACCACGAUAACUGCUCGGUCCUCUUCACCAACAUUACAGUAGAUGACCAGGGGGAAUACAAAUGCAUUUUUCACAAGCAAGAGGAAUACCAAUCUUCUCUUGUAUAUCUAAAUGUUUCUGGGUGCUACACUGUCUGUCAUUCAGCCGACAACCUGGGUGGAAGUAUAAAUGUUUUCAAGUGUCAUGUAAAAAAACGCUACAGAGAGACUGAGAUUCAGUGGAUUUUGGAUGGACAGCUUCUUACAGAAUCAAACAACACUAACAUAACCCACACGUACACCCUGGAUGUUCCUACUGGCCUCUACCAUUUCAACAGCACACGCAGCACUGAAGGCAAGUGGAGUGUAGUACCUGAAUGUCAUGUCAAGGACAAAGGCACAUCAACAAACAGUAGCCAUGCCAGCAGAACAACAAAUGAAGUUAAUGAGGCGAAUCCAGACCGUGCCCGAUACCGGUACUUAACAAUCAUUCCCAUUAUGUUGGUGCUUGGACUUUCCCUUCUCUUGUGGCGCCGUUGGGACGCACAGAGUUCACAAAGGACACGGGAAGUGGGGGCUGACAACUUCUACUGCUAAACACACAAGGAUCCCUAAUGUCAGGCAAUUUCCACCGAACUGAUUAGUAAUGGAUGUGGCAUCAUGCCCACGCCGAGACAGGUUACAUCAUGUGCUCAUACCGCUUAAGUGAUGAGGGGUUUCUGAAAAGGAUGUCCAUCUUGUGAGCUUUAAUGGAUGUUUGCAGGCAGGUGUAUAUAUUUUUCCUUCAAAUUCAAGGAUUGUAAAAAGAAAUUUUCCCUUUACGAUAUGAAGAUGAAGUGAUACAUUUCAAUUAGGAUGGAACGGUUCAAGUAAAAUACAUUAUGCCAGUGUGUCCGUUGACAGUGCAAGUAGGAGAGAUUUAGACAGGACAAUCCAAUCUGCAACUAAAGCAUUACAUAUUGCAGAGAAAGACGGAUGCAGGAUUUCAGCAUAUGAUUAAAGUAACGUUCCUUGGGCCGCUAUAUUCGCACAUUUCAACAUUUCAGUAACAUCCCGAACUUGCAAAGGAAAGUAAACAUGGAUUGAACAGAGAUCUCUCAGAUCUCUGCAAGAUAAACCCAGACAGCUAGCUAGACUAUCUGUUUAAUCUGAGUAACUAACUUUCACUAAAACGUACACUUAUUCCACCAAAACAAGUUCCUCCGGAGCCUAUAUUGCAGCGUGACUCCUGCUUUUCUCCAGUGCUUAGCACUUUCUAAGACCAUUGUGAUUGGUUUAAAACUGCCGACCAACCAGAGCACGUUUUCCUCCCAUCGCCGAAUGCUAUGUGGAGCAGCCAGACUCUCCUCCUAUGCUGCACUUUGUGUUUUAUUUUUAUUUACUUUUUAAUAGCACAGUGGCACUUUUCCUUUUGAUAAUAAAAUGUAGUGAUGUUCUUUUUACAGUUUUUAAAAUACUGCACUUUAAUUUCAAGUGGAAAAACAAAUAUUUCCAUUAAGAACUUACGUUUAUAGGUACUGUUUAAAAAAAUAAAUAAAUAAAUAAAAGCAUGUUGAAAUUAGCAAUGCCCCCUCCUCUGUUCUAAAAACGUAUCUAACUGAACUGGAAAACCGUGACCCCAAAACCGUGAUAUAAACCAAACCGUUGAUUUUGUGAACCGUUCCACCCCUAAUUUAAAUAAAAAUCAGUUACAUGAACAAUACAGAGAAAUAUAGCAAUCAUAACACAACAAAAAUAGAUUGCUGAAUGUGCUAUUGUGGAUUCUGUAGCAGGUAAUCCAACCAAAAUAAUUGAAUUAUUUGGAAAAUUGCUUUGUUGACAUGAAAAUGGUCUUACUGACAUGUACUAGACCAUUUUCUGAAUGCAUUAAACAGUUAUCCAAUGUACUCCUACUUCAUUAGGAAAUUCAGCAUUCAACUGAGCCAUUUUAAAUGGUGGUUAGGUAUAUAUAGUAUACUACUGUAUAUACAUAAUUUAAGUGCUAUACUUCAAAUGGGAGAAAAGCAAGUUAUUAUACUAUAUAUUUACUGUAUACAAAGGUAAUUUCUGAUAUUGCAACACUUUACAACAAUUAUUUUAAAUUUAAAUUCUGAGUUGAUCUGAUUUUGUAUGUUAUCAGUUACCCUUUAUUACUAUAGAGGUGAUAUAUCACUUUGCAUUGUUGAUUUCCAUUGUGGUCAAAUGUAAUGCAAAUAUUUAUGAAAGGUGUACAACAUGUAUGUGGCUUAGUGUGACUAUCAUGAUUUUCUUUGUCAAGGUCCUUGAUCAAGCCGCUUUCUUGUAUCAUAGUAAUCAACAUUCCCUCAGACUGGACCUAAACAACAGAAUAGUGUGAUUGCGAUGUACAGAAGCCUGUUCAUCUGGAACUGCUUUUUUGACACACUGGUUACAGUGAAUGACAUUGCUUUGAUUUGUUUCAUUUGUAUAUAAACAGAUAAAUAUAAUUUGAUGUAUGAUUUAUCAAGGUUUAAAGGGAACCCCCUGUGAAAGUGUGACAUUUGAAUGGCAGCGUUUGAGUUAUGUGAUGUGAUCCAGGGAGGUGAGCUCGCACAAGGAGGGGCCUAUGAGUCUACAUCUGUGUGGGUCGCUAAUACGUUGCCAACAACCAAUAUUUUAAUCACAAAUAAUGCAUUUUUCAAUUUUUUUCAAACACGUUUUUCAAAAGAACUAAGCACCAUAUAUUAUUAUAUUAUAUUGCACCAACUGCUGAUGAGUGUGCAAGCCGUGAACAUUUUUCAAACCCUAUUUUUUUUAUUUAACUCCACC
This is a messenger RNA of Etheostoma spectabile (orangethroat darter), 3154 nucleotides long. RefSeq lists its product as uncharacterized. NCBI's taxonomy places the organism in Eukaryota, Metazoa, Chordata, Actinopteri, Perciformes, Percidae. Gene Ontology annotation, biological process: negative regulation of T cell proliferation; T cell costimulation; immune response. The transcript is spliced from 5 exons. The coding region runs from base 179 to 985 and encodes 268 amino acids. The record is from RefSeq and is a predicted model, not a curated record. Gene Ontology annotation, cellular component: external side of plasma membrane.